AUGAAGACCAUGAACAAAACUGAGACAACUUGCUUCAGCUUUUCUUUUGACAAUACGAGAGAAGUUUUCAUAACAAAUAUUCUAACCUGCAUCCUCAAUGUAAUGUUCAGUAUCAUAACAUGUGUGGGCAACUCUACGAUUCUUCUUGCGAUUAAAAAUACACGAGAUCUUCACACGCCAGCUUACGUCCUUCUAGGCUGCCUGGCUUUUUCUGAUCUUCUCGUUGGCCUCAUAUGUCAGCCACUUUUCGUGGGAGUCAAGAUAGCUGAGUUUGAAAAGAGCUUUACUACGUAUUGUUGGUUAAGAAUGCUUCAGACCAGAUCAGCUUGGACAACAGCAAGCGUUUCUUUUUUUACAAUAGCUGUAGUGUCCGUUGACCGACUAAUCGCUUUACAGCUGCACUUGCGAUACAGCGCAUUUGUCACCGUUUCUCGGGUUUUGCAAGCCACUCUGGUUAUUUGGAUCUUGUCCGUUAUAUUGAAUGUCGUGCUAAGGUUUUGGAUGAUGACCGACGAAUGGUUUUUCAUCCCGUUGGUCAUUUUUGUUGUUGUAUUCCUGGUUCUAACCGUUAGUACCAUGAAGAUAUUUCAGAUGGUUCGAAGACACCAGCGCCAGAUAAAAAGACAAACUGAGGCCGUGAGCCAUCUUCGAUCGAACACAGUGAACGUCUUAAAAUGCAGGAAAUCAGCAGUCACUGUACUUUAUAUCUACGCCUUGUUUGUGAUAUGUUAUGUCCCUUUUUUUGGAACGCUGAUCACAGAGAUGUUCCAUCGAUAUACAAUCAAGGAACAAAUCGCUUAUGAUUUCUCUACGACUGUUAUUUUCGUCAACUCCUUUAUAAAUCCGGUAGUAUACUGCUGGAGAAUUCGGGAGAUAAAAAAAGCUGUAAAGAACAUUCUAAGGGGGUGGGGUGGGGGACGGAAUGAAUAA
Porites evermanni is the source of this 930-nucleotide messenger RNA. NCBI's taxonomy places the organism in Eukaryota, Metazoa, Cnidaria, Anthozoa, Scleractinia, Poritidae. The record is from the annotation of a GenBank genome assembly.